This is a messenger RNA of Phycomyces blakesleeanus NRRL 1555(-), 1486 nucleotides long. RefSeq lists its product as hypothetical. The transcript has 4 exons. The record is from RefSeq and is a predicted model, not a curated record. NCBI's taxonomy places the organism in Eukaryota, Fungi, Mucoromycota, Mucoromycetes, Mucorales, Phycomycetaceae. Gene Ontology annotation, molecular function: ATP binding; protein kinase activity. The coding region runs from base 1 to 1485 and encodes 494 amino acids. Gene Ontology annotation, biological process: protein phosphorylation.
AUGGCGCCAUAUGGCCAAAAAGGUACAACCAUAGACGGAGGCGACUGGGACAGUCUAAUCUUAUAUAUAGAUAUAUAUAUUCAUAUAUAUAUAUAUAUCUUUAUGGAUGAUCAAGAACUCGAGCAGCUUUACACACGGCAAUUAGGAGAUGCAAUCAAACACCAGACUCAACAGGCCAUAGCAAUCCUUGUUAGGCAAUAUUCGUCCGAGUUUGGACUCAAAGCACUUAUACCUCCCAACAAAGAAGAUGGCAAUCUAUCAAAUGCCCUGAGUUCAUUGUACGCCGAGAUCACACAACUUUACACGAAUAAUGCCCUGAUAUUUGAUAACCAUCUUCAUUGGGAUACUUUGUGGAGGCAGGAGUUAUCCUUCAAAGUACUCAGUAAACAGUACACCGCGGACGCUGUCAUCGAAGCCUCGCUCCCAAGAGCACGUAAGGCAGUCUGUCAGAUCUUCCACGAGGAAUUAGAUCCCUUUAUGCAGUGGUUUCCGUGGUCGUGGUUUUCAUCAAUGCAGUUCAUCGGUGCAGGGGGGUUCUCUGCAGUGUACGCUGCUCAGUUGGCACCUCCUUAUGUUUCUCAGUCAUCUCAAAUCGCUCUAAAGGUAGUUGACGAUAAGCUACUCAACGAGAUAACCGUACAAUCCAGGGCCUAUCUGCCUCUCCUAUUCAAAGGUCUGACAGUAUGUGAAAGUACAGGAGAUCUGAUGAUGGUGAUGAAACUUAGCAACGGAGGGAAUCUAGAAGACCACAUGCACCAACUACCACUUGGCGAUCUCGAUCUCAAGACCAUCACAGGCACAAUGCUCCGAUUAGCGGUGAAUCUGGCGGACCUGCACAAAACCGAGACUUGUCAUCGUAAUGUCCAUCCAAGGAAUAUCAUUUGUACUGAUAGCGAUUACUUUUUGGUCGACUACCGAUUCGCCACUCAUGCUCAUGAAUCUUCAUAUGUAACUGCCCUAACAAAAGUUGUGUAUGGUCGACCCCCUUACAUUGCUCCUGAAGUGAGACAGGGGAUCUACACAAAAAAGUCAGACGUCUACAGCCUGGGAGUGAUAUUUUGGCAGUUAGUAAGCAAAGUAAUAUUCCCUUCACCGGACAUUCUCUUGGAUCGGCGCCAGCCUCCAGAUCAUAUAUACCGCAUCGAACCUGUGCCCGGUGUACCAGAAUGGUUCGGUGACUUGUGUAAAGCGUGCUUGGAACCUUUACCUGAAAAUAGACCUGACGCCGGAGAGUUGUGUGACGCCCUUCAGGCGAUUCAUGCGGCGAUGGACUUUUCAGUACCUCUAGUUCCCCAAGUCACUGAGUACAUCAUCGCUCGACGGGCAGAAACGGCCAAUCAUAUGCGUAUGUGUUUAGACCUAAAGGGUGCUGUAUCCACGACCCAACUAUUUACGCUCACUCAACUUCCUUCAACUACACAUCUUGUAUUACUGAAAUUUACCAAUAAACCUUUUGCCCUGGUUAGGCAAACAUUGAAAAGUUAAC